AUGUUCAAGUACAUUGGUACAUUGCAGUGUGUCCACAACAUUCUACAGGAGUUCUCAUUGACCUGGCAGGCCAUCGGGACAUACAAAUUGUCCGACUUGCUGCAAAUCACGCACGAGGGGCGCCAGACAGAUUGGGGAUUUGGCGCAUCAGCAGCCAUCAAAGCGUUGCGUUGGUUACAGAAAACUUUACAAAUUCCGGCUUGGAGUACUUUGCAUGGACCAGUUGUCAAUUCAUUUUUGAAUCCAAAAAUUCAUGAACGUAAGGAAGCCAUUCCUUUGAGCCUAUUCAUCGUCACACAGUGGGAACGACGAUUACUGAUGAAGGACUGUCCUUUACAGGAUCAGGUCGUUCUGGGUGGCUUCCUUUGUAUGCUGUGGGCAGGCCUGAGAUUCUCAGAUGGACAGCGCAUCAACUUGCAAUCAUUAUCAUGGUGCAUCACGGCACUGCGUGGCUCAUGCUUUCAGACUAAAACAACUAAAUCCGGCCAACCUUGGGCCCUGCAGGCGAGGGGUUUCCUGUCUCGAGGCGAUUGGUCAUGGACAGCUCAGUGGUUGGUGGCGCUGGAUACCAUUUGGGGACCUAUGCACAACGCUCAGACUGCCGGUGAUUUUUUGCUUCCCAUGACAUUGGACACUGGAUUUGUGCAGCCUAUGAUUCCCAUGAGUUACUCUCAAGCAUUGAAGUGGAUGCGAUUUAUGUGCACACUGCCCUGGAAACUUUCAGACACACCAAUGUCUGCCAAUCCAAAUGAUUACACGUUGCAUUCAUUGAAGACCACUACUUUGUCUUGGUCCAAUCAGUUGGCCCAGCAGGGCCUCGUGACGGAGGAGCAGCGACACCUCCAAGGCCACCAUCGACGUGGCAGCAUGCGCCUCUACAGCCGGGAUGACACCGCCGGCCAGCUGGCACUGCAGGACACCCUCAUCACCCAAGUGCAAUCUGGAUAUCGAUUUGUGACACCGUUGCAUCGUGGAUCACAGCAACCGAUCCGUGAACCCCCAGUCAAAUUAGAAAGCUUUGCCAAGUCAUACCAAGAGCACCGAUGGGCAUUUUUUCCAUUCAACAAUGCUGUCAAAGACCCUCUGUUGAAAGGUCAGCCAACGGCACUUGCCACCAUUGACUCAGGGGAUGAGAUCACAGUGGAAAGAUCAUGGUCUGAAUCUUUCGCCCCCAAGCUUCAGGCGAACACAGUUUCGAAAUUGAAGAAACAAUUUUUGGACGACUAUCCAUCAGAGGUCCUUAGCCCAGACACGAUGCCCAGUUCUCGCUUGCUUUCAAUGGCGUUUCAGCAUCAUAGCAAACGUGAGUAUCCAUGGAUCCCUUGGCGUUAUCGAAUGUCACAAUCCAAAAUGGAUGAUAUGGUGAUUUACCAUAAGCCCAAAGUCCCCCGCAUUGAGGGUCUUCAAUUACACCAGUUGUUGCUGGACGAACCUCCGGCCUUGGACAUCAACAACACUGGGAUGGGCGUGAACGCAAUCCGCAACAUGAUGGAUAUUCACAACACUGCGAUGGCAUUAGUGGGAGCAUGUCAUCUCCAACGAUUGCGGGCAUACUCAUUACGCUUCAUGAGCUUCUUGACCCAGCGUUUGGACGGAGAUUCUGGACUCCGGACGCCGAACGUACUGGAGGCACAGGCAGCAGACAAACAACUAUGGAAUCUUAUUCACGAAUUGGUGUUGGAUCAAGGAUUUACAUUGGACAACGCCUUACAUGAGGUGACUCACCUGAGGGCGGACAUGGCCUCCCUUUUGCAGCCAAGAGCCAAGGUCACCUCACGACCUAUGGGUUCAACCUCAUCUUCGGCCUCGACCACUACAGCCCCCAAGGGCAAGAGUAAGGGAAAAGGCAAAUCCAAAUCCAUUGGCAAGAACACCAGAGGCGAAGCUCAAGGACGACCAACUUGGGUGACAGAAGCAACGAUUCAGGGCAAGAAGCAGCAGCUCUGUAUGCAAUUCCAAUCUGGUCGCUGUCAGAAGGGUGAUCUCUGCAAGUUUGGCCACUUCUGUGCCUAUCCGCUUGCCUUCCUGGUCUCACUCCAGCCCAAUUUGACCGAGUCCAAGCGAGCUAUGAACUGA
Messenger RNA from Cladocopium goreaui, 2076 nucleotides. The record is from the annotation of a GenBank genome assembly. NCBI's taxonomy places the organism in Eukaryota, Dinophyceae, Suessiales, Symbiodiniaceae.